AUGGCCUUACCUCAUCUCGCAGGAGCCUUGCACACCUUUUCAAAUGUCACCAAGCAAGAUAAUUAUAAGGAAGAAGAGGCUGACUUGAUAAAGCUAUCCAAACUUCAGGAACAAGUGUUAUAUUUGGACCUGACAUGGAAGAAGAUAGUAAAAUUUUUGAAUGAAAACCCAGAGAAGAGUAAAAUGAAAAGUGUAAAAGAAGACUUAAAGGAUAUAUUACAUGCUGCCGAACAAAUAGAGAACUAUCAAAGCAACUGUCCUUUCCAGAAGAGGAGGCUGGAUAGAAAAGAGGAGGAUAAGAAGAUGAGCAGAGCUUCUGACAGAUUCAAAGGACUAAGAUGA
Molecule: messenger RNA, 342 nt
Organism: Galeopterus variegatus (Sunda flying lemur)
Lineage: Eukaryota; Metazoa; Chordata; Mammalia; Dermoptera; Cynocephalidae
Product: activating signal cointegrator 1 complex subunit 3-like
Exons: 2
Coding region: 1-342 (113 amino acids)
Source: RefSeq, a predicted model, not a curated record